GCUUCGAAAUCUCUCAAAGCUCUCUCUCUCUCUCUCUCUCUCUCUCUCUCUCUCUCUUUUGUUUCUCUCAUUUUUCAUUACAGAGGCGAAUUGUCUAAGGGUAAGCGAAACCCUAACCCUAAAGGUUGAUAGACAACCGCCAUGGCUGCUGCUUCACUCACUCUGCCUUAUCCUUCUUCUUCUUCGGCUGCUUCGGCUUCUUCUUCUUCUUCGGCUUCGUCCCUGUUCUCUCGCUGCUCUUUCGCCCACAGACGCUUCGACUCUCGCUCCAGAGUUCACGCCUUUAACACCGCCAAAUGUGAUCUAUCAGAACCAUUAAAAAAUGUAAAUGGGAAGCCAAUUGUUCCCAUCCUUAACGAGCGGACGCUUCCCAAGUUCUUGGAAACGGCACGCAUGGAGAAAACAGUUAACCGGAAUAGUACCAGGCUCAAAUUGUUUUCUGGCACUGCAAACCCUGCACUUUCUCAGGAAAUUGCUUGGUACAUGGGCCUGGAACUUGGAAAGAUAAAAAUAAAGCGAUUUGCUGAUGGUGAAAUUUAUGUUCAGUUGCAAGAGAGUGUCAGAGGGUCUGAUGUAUACCUAAUACAGCCUACCUGCCCUCCUGCAAAUGAGAAUCUCAUGGAGCUUUUAAUAAUGAUAGAUGCUUGUCGUAGAGCAUCAGCCAAAACUAUUACUGCUGUGAUUCCAUAUUUUGGAUAUGCAAGAGCUGACAGGAAGACACAAGGGCGUGAAUCCAUUGCGGCUAAACUAGUUGCAAACCUUAUCACAGAAGCAGGUGCACACCGUGUUCUCGCUUGUGACCUUCAUUCUGGGCAGUCCAUGGGUUACUUUGAUAUUCCAGUGGAUCAUGUAUAUGCUCAGCCUGUGAUUCUUGAUUAUCUUGCCAGUAAGACAGUUAGUUCUAAAGAUUUAGUAGUGGUUUCCCCUGAUGUUGGUGGGGUAGCAAGGGCACGUGCUUUUGCAAAAAAAUUGUCUGAUGCACCUUUAGCCAUUGUAGACAAAAGGCGUCAAGGACACAAUGUUGCUGAGGUGAUGAACCUGAUUGGAGAUGUAAAAGGAAAAGUUGCAGUUAUGAUGGAUGACAUGAUUGACACUGCUGGGACUAUUGCUAAAGGUGCAGCUCUGUUACAUGAAGAGGGGGCCAGGGAGGUCUAUGCAUGCUGCACUCAUGCUGUUUUUAGCCCUCCUGCAAUUGAGAGGUUGUCAAGCGGCCUAUUUCAAGAGGUGAUUAUUACAAACACAAUCCCAAUUGCAGAGAAGAACUACUUCCCCCAGUUGACUGUUCUUUCAGUAGCAAACCUGUUGGGUGAAACUAUUUGGCGUGUUCAUGAUGAUUGUUCAGUGAGUAGCAUUUUCCAAUAGAUCUGAAUUGGAAUUGCCAAAGGAGUCAAUUAGCUUAGCCGGUAAAAUCUUUUGAGCUGUACCAGAUAGCUAGAUCAAGUCCUGCUUGCACCAAUGAUAAGAAGGAUUUGAAGGAUAAGAAAUUAUUACUUAUUUUCUGUCGCCCAUAAGCCCUGUUCUUACAAUGGGCUGAAAAAAGAAAAAGCAAAAGAGCAACAACAACACAAAAAAAAAAAAAAAAAAAAAAAAAAAGGAAAAGAAAAUAGAUUGGAAUAGUCAAUGUGAGCCUCUCCUUUCAUUUUGCACAUGGAUUCAUAGCUGCUCUCUUGUUUUCUACCAUUUUUUGGUAUAAUUCUAGUUCCAAUGUUCUCCAAUUUGGUUCUUGUUA
Messenger RNA from Quercus robur (English oak), 1729 nucleotides. RefSeq names its product ribose-phosphate pyrophosphokinase 1-like. The transcript has 8 exons. NCBI's taxonomy places the organism in Eukaryota, Viridiplantae, Streptophyta, Magnoliopsida, Fagales, Fagaceae. Gene Ontology annotation, molecular function: ribose phosphate diphosphokinase activity; magnesium ion binding. The coding region runs from base 142 to 1362 and encodes 406 amino acids. Gene Ontology annotation, cellular component: ribose phosphate diphosphokinase complex; cytoplasm. The record is from RefSeq and is a predicted model, not a curated record. Gene Ontology annotation, biological process: ribonucleoside monophosphate biosynthetic process; 5-phosphoribose 1-diphosphate biosynthetic process; purine nucleotide biosynthetic process.